Messenger RNA from Corythoichthys intestinalis (scribbled pipefish), 1124 nucleotides. RefSeq names its product sorting nexin 22 (gene snx22). The transcript has 7 exons. NCBI's taxonomy places the organism in Eukaryota, Metazoa, Chordata, Actinopteri, Syngnathiformes, Syngnathidae. Bases 214 to 765 code for a protein of 183 amino acids. Gene Ontology annotation, molecular function: phosphatidylinositol phosphate binding. The record is from RefSeq and is a predicted model, not a curated record.
UGCCCAAUUAGCGUGGAGGUGGAGCUCCUCCGAACGACCGAGCCGCCAGACGUGUUCACGCCCAAUUUGAGCUCUCACUACCCGGACGCGUCCACAGUCACAGCGGCUUCUCCAAACUGACUCUCCGAAACCAUUUGGACUGAAAAAGAAAAAGUUCUGCCAUGAAAUAAAUAACACUGAGUCGCUCCAAAUGAUUCGGGUGGGACAAGGAGAAUGAUACAAGUCACCAUACCAUCUGCUGAAAAGGAAGAGGACGAGGUGGGGAAGUCCAAAAAGCUCUUUCGAGUUGAAGUGCUGUUCAACGAGAGGAAACAUUUUGUGCUGAGGAGGAGCAGCGAAUUCCAAACUCUACACAGAAAACUCCGGAAGAUCAUCCAGACACCCGAUUUUCCGAGUAAAAGGAAUCAACAUCUGAGGACUAAACCUCUCGAGCAGAGGCGGCAGGAAUUGGAGGAUUACAUCCAGGAGAUUAUCUAUCAGUGCGAAGAUGUACCACAGGAGCUGCUGGACUUCCUCCACGUCAAGCACUAUCACAUGGCAAAGAUCGGCAGCAUGGAAUCACUUGAUGACCUGGACAAUCAGGAUUACAGUUUUCAGUUGCCACAUCAGCGAGUGAUGGGAUUCUCCCGGGACCCUUAUGUGUCUGACUGCACAUCAGGGCUACCUGAUGUUGUCCUUGGUGGAGUCCUCCAAGGUUUCUACCGACGGGACGUCCGCGUCAGCUUCACGGCCCCCGAAAAGUCGAACACAAAAUCCCUCGAAUGAGUGGAAUGAAACUUCAGAAUGAUUUUAAGUGAGGUUUAAAUGGUUUUAUACCAUAAGUGUCCUUUUUCAAAUUUCUCACAACCUUAUACCAAAAGGCCAAAUGCAUCCUUCAUUGGAUUAGUGUUUCAGUAUUUUUAAUGUAGCAUAGUUCAGUGUGGGUAUAUGAGUGCAAAUAGUGUAAAUAUAAUGCGAGUGGUUUCUUAUAUUUGCUUUCACUGUGGCUAUUUUCGGUUUUUGUGGUCACAUGGUCACUUGUUCUUAAACAUCACUUGUCAAGUGAUUAUAAUAAAGAAAUGCAUUGUCUUUUAACUUCUUUUGAAGUCUUCAACGAUCUCCUUCAGUGCUGUUGAUGAUAAUAG